This is a messenger RNA of Linderina pennispora, 390 nucleotides long. RefSeq lists its product as uncharacterized. The coding region runs from base 1 to 390 and encodes 129 amino acids. Gene Ontology annotation, molecular function: monooxygenase activity; oxidoreductase activity, acting on paired donors, with incorporation or reduction of molecular oxygen; heme binding. The transcript has a single exon. Lineage: Eukaryota; Fungi; Kickxellomycota; Kickxellomycetes; Kickxellales; Kickxellaceae. The record is from RefSeq and is a predicted model, not a curated record.
AUGUUCGGUAGCAUCGGUGCAUUGGUCUUUGACCAAGAGUUCAACGGUCUAAAGCACAACGACGACGAUGUGGCCAAGUGGGCCAGCGCAACCGUCAUCUUGCAUGGCACUCGUGCAGCAGCCCUGCCCACAAAGUACUUGCCGUUCUCGCUACUUCUCCUAUCCCAGGUGGUGAAGUUCAAACGCUCAUCCGAAUUCUGCAACAAGGCAAUUCCAAACCGCAAGGAGCUGCUUCGUGCCGGUGCAGGAAAGCCCGUGGAUCUCCCUCACGCCUUUAUUGAUGCUGAGGAUCUUGAAUCGAAUAUUGCCAUGGACGACCUCCAGGUUAAGCCUGAGUCUACUGUUACCAUGUCUGCAGGCAGCGAUACAUUGCCACGCUCACUCCCAUGA